UGCGACUUCAUUACUCUGUACCAUAUAAAUUUUGCGACAUUCACAAGGCUGCGCAAGAAGCAGCGAAAGACGCACCAUGAAUAAGAUACGCGCAAUCCAGGCGCUUAAUAAGAAAGAGAUAGAAAAUGGAAUUACCCCAGAAGCUUCCUGGCAUACAGACUAUCGAGACACUGCCUACGUCUACUUUGGCGGUCUUCCUUACGAGUUAUCCGAAGGCGAUGUAAUAACGAUUUUCUCACAAUUUGGAGAACCUGUAUUCUUGAAGCUGGCUCGCGACAAAGAGACGGGCAAGUCGAAGGGGUUUGGCUGGCUUAAGUAUGAGGACCAGAGAAGUACCGACUUAGCGGUUGACAACCUUGGCGGAGCGGAUAUUGGUGGUCGCCUGAUCAGUGUCGACCAUGCGCGAUACAAAGCGCGGGAUGAUGAAGACCCCGAAGAGUUCAAGGUCGGCUGGGAGGACAUGCUUAGGCGAGAGGGACAAGCGCUGUCAGAAGAUGAGAGUAGCGAGGAGGAAGUGAAGCGACCGAUGCUACCAGAAGAGCGAGAACUUGUGCUUCUGAUGCAGGAUCAUGAUGACGACGACCCCAUGAAGGGCUUCCUGAUCGAAGAGAAGAAGAAGGAAGUUGAAGAGGCGCGGCGCAAAGCAGAAAAGAAGGAUCGAAAACACAAACACAGACAUCAUCGGUCACAUAGAUCGAGGAGGGAUGGAAGCGAAGGAGACCGCCACCGUAGAUCAAGACGAGACGAGACUCCCGAAGGCAAAGAGGACCGACAUCGUGAUAAGGAUUCCCGACGACACAGAGAUGAUGACCAGGACCGAGAAAGGAGACGAGAUAGGGAUAGAGAUAGGCGAAGGGAGAGGAAGGAUGACGAGGAUGAUCGUGGUCAUGACCGAGAUCGGAGGAGAGAUCGAGAUCGAGAGCAUAGAAGGCAUAGGGACGACGCUCAUGACGAGUCACGACACAAACGACGCAGGGAAGAAGACCAGGAGGAGAAAACAUCAAGGAGAAGGAGUAGAAGUCGAUCGCCAUGACGGCGCGACGAUUAAAGCACAUUAUGCUGUAAAACAAUAUUUCACUCGGUCCAAAGUAGCUCUACUUAUCCUGAACCCCUCAAACGCCCAUCCCAAGUUUGCCCAGCAUUAAGAGUCGUAUCCCUUGUGAUCAUUAGCUUGCCUUGUAGCAGGGCCUCACUUGGCUCAUGUGUUGCCCAAAUAACGCUUCCAACCUUCCCUUACGCAGUGUCGCUUUCCAUCUUCGCCGUCAACAAUAAUGAACUUCUCCCAUCGUGCAUCAUGCCCAGCUCCUAUAACAACAAGACUAUCAUCGCCGAUCCAGCCAAUGACGCCCUUUGGAGGCCGUGAUGUUCCUAGAACAGUGCUCUCUGAGAAAGAAAUGCCCCCUAUAGCAGCUUCAUCACCAGCCUCAAAAGGCGCUGAGCUGAAAGAGUAGACGUCGGAAAAGACUCGAGGCAUCAGUGGAAUCUUGCUGAGGAUACCCCACUUCCCCGUCCCGUCACCGGGGUCUGAUCCAGAAGCGCCGAGCUGUUGACUUCGGCUCAUUCCUGGCUUUCGUGGAUGUGGUACGUCGAAGAUGUGAAGGGUGGACUUGUCAGAGGUACAGGCAAGCAUCGUUCCGCAAGGUGAGAAGGCAAGAGAAAAGAUAGUCGCAGGAUCAAUGCCACGCCGAAGUUCAGCAAGCCUGGCACAGUUGCUUGUAGCGUAAACACGGAUUAGUGUACCUGUUUCGCUUGCACUGGCCAGAAGUUCGCCAUCUGGGCUCAAUGCAAUGGCCUUGAGGGCUGAAGAGUGGGCCGGAAUGAUGCUGACAUUCCCGGUCGCCAACUCGAUCAGUUGUAUCUGUCCAGCAGUUCGGCCGGGGAAGGCAAGCUUCUUCUCAGAAAGACAGCAAAGACCGAGGAGAUUAUCUGCAGUUUCGUAAACAUGAAGUAAAUCAGGAGGUUUGGCGAACGAGUAGACGCGCACGCUAUUUUGUAGGACAACAGCGAUGCGCUCCCUACCCAGUUGGACGCCACGAAUUGCUGUCAAUGCUGUGAUUUCCAAGGCAACUUUGCCCUUCAUGUCGUCCCAUAUUAUAGCCU
Messenger RNA from Fusarium odoratissimum NRRL 54006, 2100 nucleotides. RefSeq lists its product as uncharacterized. The transcript has 2 exons. The record is from RefSeq and is a predicted model, not a curated record. Gene Ontology annotation, biological process: mRNA splicing, via spliceosome. Lineage: Eukaryota; Fungi; Ascomycota; Sordariomycetes; Hypocreales; Nectriaceae. Gene Ontology annotation, molecular function: RNA binding. Gene Ontology annotation, cellular component: precatalytic spliceosome; U2 snRNP; catalytic step 2 spliceosome. The coding region runs from base 77 to 1033 and encodes 318 amino acids.